AUUCUGCUUGAAAAGCAUAAAUAAGCUAUGGGUCAGCGAAUUGUUCUGAUUAUUAUGCUUUUUGCCGGUUGCUGUUAUACGAUUUGUAGCGCCAAGUUGCUUGAGCCGGUCGAUUACCAGGGUGACCUGUUUAUUGGUUUGAAGAGUCAGCAGCCACAUAAACGCUACCAAAGCAAUGAGCCGAGUGAGCUGAACGCCAUCCAAGGAAAGAACGAAAAUGCGGACAUAUUUGAUGAGUUGCAAGCCGAUGUUUACGAAAACCUCGUGCGGCUAAUGAAAGAAAUGCAAAAGGAGCGUGAACGCGUGUCAAUCCGUUAUAAACCAAAUUUAGGCAAACGCUUUCAGUUAUACAAAUAGAAGACGUUCGCCGCCAAUAUAGAGCUAAUAACUUACCUAAAUAACCGGAUAUCAUAAGAUGGAAAAUGCAAAAUGUGUAU
Messenger RNA from Bactrocera latifrons, 437 nucleotides. RefSeq lists its product as uncharacterized. Bases 28 to 357 code for a protein of 109 amino acids. The record is from RefSeq and is a predicted model, not a curated record. The transcript has 3 exons. Lineage: Eukaryota; Metazoa; Arthropoda; Insecta; Diptera; Tephritidae.